AUGGUGUUACUUGGUGUAGAAGUGCCAUUACGAACAAAGCGAACAAAAAAGCCCACUACAAUCGCCGGCAUUGCUAGCCAACGAUUUGCAGAACUACGUAGACGAGAAGAUGAAGCAUCCCGAAAAGCCCUUUUGGCUUUGAGUAAUCCACCCCGCGAUUCAACUCCUGGACACCCCAACAGGGACAGCUUUGACUUACCUGACAAACAUGAUAUUGAUAGAUACAACAACCUUAUGAGGGCUGAUGGCAGUGAUCCAGCUGCGUCUGGCGAUGGGGAAGCGGCCCCUCAACCAAAGGAUCGGACUCAAUACUACCAAAGUGUUACGUAUCAGGAACGUACACUCAGAGAAGAAGCUCAUUGGCAAGCCGUUCUACCAAAGGUAUUCAUCGCUUACAUGCCAUGUAGCCGUUCAACUUACCAAUGGUGUGAUAAGGAGCUAUGGAACAGUAACUUUAACACACCCUGUAACUGCAAGGAAUGGCAAAAAAGAACAGUAGUAGUUGAUACAAUUGACUUGGAAGGGACGGCUGUGUCGCUUCGCUUGCUCAGGUUCCACCAUACAUUGUGGAAGCAUUCGAGUGUGCGAUUAGCAGCAUUUGUUGAAGCAAUCAACGAAUAUCUCGAUUGUCGAAGCCCCCUUUUGGUAAUCCCAGGAACUAAUCAGCCACGAGAUCUGCGCCGCUGCUUUUCGGCAGCGGUUGAUGCAUACAGAGAGAUGCUACAAAUGGAAGAUGAGAUGGGCUCAUUGGCCUUGCGCAUGAAUCCUCUGGAUGCUCUCGCCGCUACGUGUCCUUCAUGUUUCGGUCCAAAUGUAACCGGAAAGCGAAGGGAAGAGCCUGAUCACAUUAUUUGCCUUGAUGCAAACUUUCAACAAAGAAGACACCUAGCAGCGAGUGCUGCUUGGCGCGGCGAUUCAGGUAUCUUACCCUCACUUUUCAUCUCACCCGCAACAGUGAUGAUGUGGAAAACGAAGAUGGGGCCAACUGCUAGGAAGACCAGCACUGGUCAACCCAAAGACGAUGUUGUGGUGAGUGUUCACGUGAUAUGGAGAUUGAUUGAAUCGUGA
Messenger RNA from Melampsora larici-populina 98AG31, 1068 nucleotides. RefSeq lists its product as uncharacterized. Lineage: Eukaryota; Fungi; Basidiomycota; Pucciniomycetes; Pucciniales; Melampsoraceae. The coding region runs from base 1 to 1068 and encodes 355 amino acids. The record is from RefSeq and is a predicted model, not a curated record. The transcript is spliced from 3 exons.